AUGGCGAAGCUAGGUUUAAUUGCAAUGGGGGCGGUGGCUCUUGCGCUGGUGGCUACGGCCGCGACACUCGCUCGUGCUAAGUCGGAUGACCCCGAGAAGGUCAAUGCAUGGUUCAGAGGGCUUAGCCAGCCGCUUAGCCACGCAAAGCACAAGACCACACACCUUCACUUCUACUUACAUGACACGCUCUCGGGCAAGAGCCCCACAGUGGUGCGAGCCGCCGAGGCCGCAAUGACCAAGACUUCCCCCACGCUAUUCGGGGCAGUCAACAUCCUCGACGACCCAUUGACCGAGGGGCCCGAGCUCGCUUCUCCCCUCGUGGGCUGGGCUCAGUGGUUCUAUGCCUUGACCGGGCUCAAGUCGAUGGCCCUACUCAUGUACAUGAACCUCGUAUUCACAAGCCUGGACCACAACGGCAGCACUCUGAGCAUGUUGGGCCGCAACCCACCGUUCGAGUUCCAGACUUAUCAGGAGAUGCCCAUUGUAGGCGGGACCGGGGUUUUUCAGCUGGCGAGCGGAAUAGCAACGGCGAAGACGUACUUUUUCAACUCCACCACCGGCGAUGCGGUAGUUGAAUAUAAUGUAAUAUCUGUGCAUUACUAGACACUUUGGACAUGUAAUCGCUCAUGUUACAGUCCACAUCUCCUUUCAUUUUGACCUUUUGGAUUUAUGCAGGCCAAAUGUCAUGGCGUAAUUAUA
Messenger RNA from Rhodamnia argentea, 699 nucleotides. RefSeq names its product dirigent protein 21-like. The transcript is spliced from 2 exons. The record is from RefSeq and is a predicted model, not a curated record. Lineage: Eukaryota; Viridiplantae; Streptophyta; Magnoliopsida; Myrtales; Myrtaceae. The coding region runs from base 1 to 603 and encodes 200 amino acids.